AUGAACUACGAAUACAAACACAUAUCCAAACUAGUCCCUCGCCAUAGAGUGCCCUUUUUUAUUUCCAUACUGCUCACUACGGUUCUUAGCCCCGUGACAAUGGGGUACGACUCUUUGAUGAUGGGUAACUUGAAUGCAUUACCACAGUAUUUGGAUUACUUUCAUAUAAGAGAUGAUGCAGCUCUCUUGGGUUGGAUGUCUGCCGCUGUAUGGGUCGGAAGUAUACUGUCAUGCUUCUUAAUGCAACAACUCUCCGACAAAUUGGGUCGUAAAAAAUCCAUCGUGAUUUCGGUCAUCGUUGGACUUGUGGGUGUUAUUCUUCAAAGUGCUGCGAAAAAUAUUGCGAUGUUUAGUAUUGGCAGGGUGAUUAUUGGUUUUGGAACGCAACUGUCGGUGGCAGCGGCUCCGACACUGAUCUCCGAGCUUGCGCUCCCAAAGCACAGAGGGUUUCUAGGUGGACUUGCAUUCACGUGUUUCCAAGUUGGAGCCUUGAUUGCUUCUGGUGUCACCUAUGGUACCCGCAAUAUAACAACCACUUGGGCCUGGAGAAUUCCUUCGAUUAUUCAGUGUGUUCCAGCACUCUUUUCUAUUGCGGCUUUGGUCUUCAUUCCCGAAUCGCCCCGCUGGCUGAUAAGUGUAGGACAAUUUGACAAAGCUUCUGAGGUUAUAUCUAUUGCCGAGGGAAUCGAUAUUGAUGCGGGCAUGAAACGAGUUCAGGAAAUUCAAGUUGUUAUAGAAGAAGAAAAAGCAAGAGUAUCUUCCAGUCCAUGGAAAGAAAUCACAAAAGGAGUUUACAAUUGGAAAAGACUUUUUAUUAUGCUUACUCAGGGUCUAGUGACCGAGUUGGCUGGGUCCUCUGUUGGGACUUACUACUUUUCCCUGCUGUUGAAUCAAGCUGGUGUUACCGAUGUUAGCACUGUUCUACAAGUCGGAAUCAUCCAAUCAUCAUGGUGUUUAGUAAUAGCUUUAAUAGCGUGCUUUACUUUGGAUAUUGUUGGAAGAAAGCCCCAGGCGCUAUUUGGUACCACUGGUAUGAUUGUUUCCUUUUUCAUCUUGGGUGGUCUCAUUAAGAAAUAUGGAAAUUCAGACAACGUCUCUGGGUCAUAUGGAGCCAUUGCGUGUAUGUUUUUGUUUCAAGGAUUCUACAAUCUUUGCUGGACACCAAUGAACACUCUGUAUCCUCCGGAAAUCUGGCCGUUCAAACUUCGUUCAGCUGGAGUAACAGUUUUCAAGUUCUUCAACUGUGGUUUUGGUCUUUUCGGAACUUUCAUCUUACCAAUAGGUAUGUCGAACUUAGGUUGGAAGUUUUACAUGCUGAAUGCAGGAUAUGAUAUCAUUUUUUUGCCCAUAAUCUAUUUUGUGUGGGUUGAGACGAAGGGUGUCUCACUCGAAACUCUAGAUGAAUUGAUUGGUUGUCCAGUUGUGCUGGAUGAAGAGUCACUAAGUUCUGUAGAGCUUGUGCAGGUUGACGGUAGAGGCAAGUCUGACAAACAAUGA
Messenger RNA from Komagataella phaffii GS115, 1497 nucleotides. RefSeq names its product Hexose transporter with moderate affinity for glucose. The transcript has a single exon. Gene Ontology annotation, molecular function: carbohydrate:proton symporter activity. The coding region runs from base 1 to 1497 and encodes 498 amino acids. Gene Ontology annotation, biological process: carbohydrate transport; transmembrane transport. Gene Ontology annotation, cellular component: membrane. Lineage: Eukaryota; Fungi; Ascomycota; Pichiomycetes; Pichiales; Pichiaceae. The record is from RefSeq and is a predicted model, not a curated record.